Molecule: messenger RNA, 2016 nt
Organism: Xylaria bambusicola
Lineage: Eukaryota; Fungi; Ascomycota; Sordariomycetes; Xylariales; Xylariaceae
Product: DNA primase small subunit
Exons: 4
Coding region: 108-1640 (510 amino acids)
Biological process (GO): DNA replication, synthesis of primer
Cellular component (GO): alpha DNA polymerase:primase complex
Source: RefSeq, a predicted model, not a curated record
GUGAUACCUUGGUACAUUUGGGUGACAGACAAUCGUAAAGAAACACCCGGAUUUGACUCACUUACACCACGCAUUAACCCCCUUCAAGAAAAUACAUAACUCAUUGCAUGCCUCAUUCUACAAGUCCCCAGUCCCAAGAGUCUUGUGAAGCUUCCAAGACCAAAGCCGAAAUGGCGGAUGCCGCAACCCAGAACGGCCACAGCCAAGAAGCUGCGGAUAAUGACGUUGAUAUGGCCGGAACCAACGGCGAAGAAAAGAAAGAUGUGAAAUUGGACGAUCUAUUUGCCGAUAUCGAGGACGAUGAAGAAUGGCCUACAGAGACACAGAACAACUCGAAGCCCGAGAGCCCCUUGUCGCCAAUAGGGAAUACAAACGGGAUAAGCUCUUCCGACCCUGGGCUCAUGCGCAUGUUCUACCAACGACUCUUCCCUUUCCGCUACCUAUUCCAAUGGCUGAACCACAGUCCAACGCCGACGAACGACUUUGGCCACCGUGAAUUCGCCCUUACGAUACACGAUAACACCGACAACGAAAUAUACCUCCGAUACCAAUCCUAUCCAACUGCAGACCUUAUUCGCAAAGACAUAAUAGCAAAACUACCCUCCCGUUUCGAGAUCGGGCCCGUAUACACAACCAACCCACGCGACCGCAAGACGUUACGGAAUCAAACCUCCUUCAAACCCCUCGCGAAGGAACUAUGUUUCGAUAUCGACUUGACAGACUACGACGGCAUCCGUACGUGCUGCGACAAGGCCAACAUCUGCAUAAAAUGCUGGCAGUUCAUAACAAUGGCGAUUAAAGUCGUCGACACAGCGUUGCGGGAUGACUUCGGCUUCAAGCACAUCAUGUGGGUGUACUCCGGUCGUCGUGGCGCGCACGCCUGGGUCUGCGACAAGAAGGCGCGCGUCAUGGACGACCAGAAGCGGAGGGCCAUCGCGGGGUAUCUAGAGGUGAUCCGGGGCGGUUCGCAGAGCGGGAAGAAAGUCAAUCUAUGGCGGCCCUUACAUCCACAUCUAAGCCGAAGUCUCGACAUCCUAGCCCCGCACUUCCAAAGCGACGUCCUCGAAACCCAAGACCCGUGGGCCUCGAGCGACCGCGCCGAGCACCUCCUCUCGCUGCUCCCAGACAAAGCGCUUAACGAAAGCCUGCGUAAGAAAUGGGACUCGUCGCCCGGACGCGCCAGCACAUCGAAAUGGGCCGACAUCGACGCGCUGGCCAAGAGCGGCGCGAGCAAAAGCCUCGACGCCCGCGCGCUCCUAGAAGCGAAGCAAGACAUCGUCCUCGAAUACACAUACCCGCGCCUGGACAUCGAAGUCUCGAAGAAGCUGAACCACUUGCUGAAGUCGCCCUUCGUCGUGCACCCGGGCACAGGCCGCGUCUGCGUGCCCAUCGACACGGAGAAGCUAGAGGACUUCGAUCCCACGACUGUCCCGACGGUGCAGGGCCUCCUGCGCGAGAUCGACAGCUGGAAAAGCGAGGACGAGCCCGCUAGCAGUGCGGACGGGAAGACCCCUGCCGACUGGGAGAAGACGAGUCUGAAGCCGUAUGUGGAGUAUUUCCGCUCCUUCGUGCUUGGUCUCAUGCGCGAUGAGCGCGAUCCAAAGAUCAAGAGGGAGAGGGAAGAAGGCGUGGACUUUUAGACCGAUAUUACCCCUGUGAGGCGUGUAUACGCAUAUUAGGCUUAUGUCGUCGCGCUAUUUCGUAUCAUGACAUCAGUGUCGAUUCACCGAUGACGAGGAGCGAGGUAUUUCCACAAGAGGCUGCACUAGCUUCUACGCUUUGCGAAAUUAAUGAGAUCCUGGAGUUCGGGAUGGGAAAUGAGGCUAUGUCGGUUCAAAUGCAGACACGUCUCUACCUAUGAAACCAAGUAGGCAAAAAGCACCUACGUAGGCAGUGCUGGCGCAGAACCUGUUGUUUGACGGUUGUAUGUAUAUCAUAUAUCACUAGUUAAAGCGAGACGGCACUGGGAUCCAUGAUAUUGGGAAUAUGAAUUCACCAAAGCUUCCAAAGCAGACA